Gryllus bimaculatus (two-spotted cricket) is the source of this 1628-nucleotide messenger RNA. Lineage: Eukaryota; Metazoa; Arthropoda; Insecta; Orthoptera; Gryllidae. The record is from the annotation of a GenBank genome assembly.
AUGCGAGGGCCAGGAGCCUCGCCGCAAAGCGGCUCAAAGCGGGUGCCGUUCCGUGAGAAGACUCCCAGAGGCUCCGGAUGCAGCGCCUGGACGGAGUACCGCGCCGGGGAGGUGCUUCCGCGCGACACGGGCACCUGCCUGGAGUGCGUGUGUGGCGCGGCGGGCCGCGUGACGUGCUCGCCCCGCGACUGCGCCUCCGAGGACGCGCACCCGCCGGCCGCCUCACUCGACAUGUUCGACGUGGACACCUUCUGACCCUCUCGGCCGUCCUCGGCCCCCUUCGACCGCCAUCGGCCGUCCCCGGCCUCCUUCGACCAUCCCCGGCCUCCUUCGGAUCAUCCCCGGCCUCCUUCGGUCGCUCCCGGCCGCUCUCGGCCCCCUUCGUCUCGUCACGGCCCCGCCUCCCCUCCGUCCCGCGCCCUGCCCUCCGCCGCACUCAGCGAUUGAGCGCAGCAGACAAUAAUAAAGAUGAGCACCGCACGGGUUGACGACUUUUGUACGCGCACUGGAAACCACGUUCACCCCCCCCCCAUGCACUCUCACAGCGUGUGCUCCCGUUUCCUACAGAGUAGGCCCAUAUCAGUAUGUCUUCCACCCCACCCUGUGUGUGUGUGUUUUCUGUACCGACUGGCGAAUAUACUAUACUAUAUACUCGAAAUAAAGUUACAAAACGCCUCGAUGUAUACAUAUCCUUUCUUUCACAAUCCUCACUCCCAGUUUCCUCUUAUAUACAUGUAAUGUCUUAGUCGAUCGAUAUGUUUGUAUCGGACUGUGAAGAGUCACAAAGGAAUCCAUCUCAGUCAAAUGCGAAAUUACGUUUGAAAGAGAAAACCUUUUGAUAUGAGGAAGAAAGCAUGAAAGAGCAAUGUACAAUAUGCUCAUCACAAUGCGCGUGGUUGAUUUGGAAUUUUAUUGAAAUCACUAUCGGCUUUCUCAGACUAACUGGAUUUUCUCUUUCAUGUUUCACGGAGAAGUAUUUUCUUGCAACAUGGUUUUUAUAGAAGUGUAGAACUGUAGUAGUCGCGAACUACGCAUAAAGUUGAUUUUUUCGUGAAACGGAAAAGUGAUUUUCAAUAAUAUUAGAAACGUGUUCUGCUAUAUAUCGAAAACUACAAAACAUAUAUUUUUCAGUAAAAUUAGCCAGAAAAUUCACUUCAUCCUCAUUUCUGGAGGACUAAUUCUGACAGAGAUGGAUACUUUUUAUACCAUUCCAUGUUUCAAAGACCAUCAUAAACACAUUUUAAUGUUUACUUGGAGUGUUGUUCAUAAUGCAGUACUGUAAUUAUUGAUUAAAAUUAUAUGUGAGCCUACUGAGAGUGAUAAUAAAACGCACACAAUAAUUAACAAAUGCCUCCGAAAUACUGUUGCCUGUUCAAAGGUAAUAUUGAUUCACAUGCUCUCGUACGUAUUUUGUUUCUUACUUUUCUGAUCGUGUCAGGUCAUCCUCUGCUCUUUGUCAAUAUCCUUAUAGCACCAGUCUUCUGAUGGAGAAUGUACUAUACUACAUACUCCUUGGAAGUGUGAGAACUUAAGAGAAAAUGUUCGAGAUGUCGAACAUUAUUCAGACCAGAUACUGAGUACUAUGAAUAAUAAUAAAAUUCCUAAUACAGAAGGAUACAAUAGUGUAU